UCCCUCAGUAAAUCAUAAGCCACUCCCCUUAUACCAUUGCUGUGAAGAAUUUCGUUUAGCUUAUCAUGAGGAACUGUGUCGAAAGCCUUGGCAAGGUCCAAAAAAACAGCAAUACUCUUGUUCCCAUUAUUCAGAUUAUUGAUAAUCUCAGUUAUUAAUUUCUGCAUAGCAUCCACUGCACUGUAACCCUCCAGAAACCCGAAUUGAUUAUCUGAUAAUACAUUAUUAGCUUUAAAAAAAUCCAUUCAUCGAGUUUUAAGACAUUUUUCAAAUAACUUUGCAAAAUUUGUUAUUAAACUUAUAGGCCUGUAAUUUCCAAUGGAUGUAGUAUCCCCUGAUUUAUGCAUCGGGAUAACUAUUGACGUUUUAAACUCUUUUGGGAUAAUUCCAGUUAGCAAAAUUAAAUUGUAAAUAUGUAACAAAGGUGUUAAAAUUUCAAAAUGAGUUUGCUUUAUAGUUUCAACCUGUAUGCCAUCAUAGCCAGGAGCACUAUUACUUUUCAAAGAUGCGAUGUGUUUUACUAGUUAAUUCCUUGUGGGACUUAAGAAAAUAGAAUUCUUGACGGGGUGCGCUAAUUUACACUUAGAUUGAGGCGUGGGAAUUGUCCGCGCCAUGUUAACACCCACAUCAAUAAAAUGUUCGUUACAAAAAUUUAUCAUUUCAAUAGAAUCAGUAAACUGGUUGCCAUCAUUAUCAUUUAUAGAUAUAUAAGAUUCACCUUUGUAACUCUUUUCGUACGUUGCAUCCUUUAUGACGUCAUGCAGUUUUUUCAUGUUAUUUUUAUUUGUUUCAAUUUGCAUUCUAUAGUGAUUAUUCUUUGUGUAUUAAUUUAUUUAGUUUAUUACGAUAAUCCUUGUACUGAUUUUCCAAAGACAAACUAUAAUUUGCUAGAAGUCUCUUUUUCAUUUUAUGAAAGUUGAACAUGUUAUUUUUACGUUGAUGUAUUAAUGUGUCAAUUUGAUCCUCCGGAAUUUCAGCUUGCUUACUUGUCCCGUUAAAGAAAACAGAAGGGGGUACCUUUCUGAAAAGUACUGUAUUUUCUUAAUUCUUCAUGAACUGUACUGGACAUGUAACUUCCGGUAGCAAUGAAUAUUGUAAAUAAACCACGAAAUACUAGGCUGAUUUUUAUACAGUAUGUUACAAGCUUAAACACGAUAGGGAGCAUAAUCGGCAACGACAACGAUGGGGUACAUUACCGAGCCUGUAUAGCAUCCUUGCUAACAUACUGUACUGCUUGACUUGUUUUGAAUUGGCAGUAUUUAGGCAAUGAAUUGGACAAAACUAGAAAACGAUAUUUGAAAUUUUCUGAAAUUGUUUUAUCAAAUUCAUCCAGUGUUUGAUGGCAAUAUGGCAUGGUGACGUGUGUUAUAGCGAUGUAAGGAAAUGAAACAGGACGUGAGCGAGAAAAUGGUCAGCGUUAGAAAAGCUCAGGCGUUCCCUUUCUUCAAACGGGGCACAUUCAGUACCUAUUUCGUGUCAUCAGGUUUGUUUUCAUGUGCUCUGUUGUAUCCAAAUUCAUAAUAGCUUCAUUCGAAUGAACAUAUUCAUAUAAUGGUCUGAUAUCAUUAAUAUUCAUUGAUUACCCCCCUCCCUUAGGAUGAAACUAUAAUGUAUGUUUUUCAUAGAAAUUGCAUAUAGUAUCAGCUGUACUUGAUUAGCGUACAUUUUAAUUAGUUGAGAACAUUACUCAUAUUUAGUUUCAGUACGCUUUAAAAAACUUUUUUUUUAUUGAUCAUUAUAAAAGUGUGUUUAUUCUGUCAUUCGCUUCGUUCAGAUCAUUAUCACCGCCAUGUUUUGCUUGAUUUCUUGACUUUCAUUUGAAUUCAACAUAUACUUUAUUUGCCGCUACAAAAUGCAACACUGUUUGGCGUAGCUAUGACAAAAAUGCUUUCAGUGUCAUUUGUGUGUGUUUCUGCUUAUUUUGGAAUAAUAAUGCUGAACUCAAAUAUAAUUAUUCUGCAAAUUACAGAUGAAAGAUUGUUGGAGUACGACAUUGACAAGGUUUUAUUUGAAGAAACAUCACCAUAUCAGAAAGUACAAAUAGUGCAUUCGAAAAGUCUGGGUAAUAUAUUGGUGCUAGAUGAUCUCCAAAAUAUAGGAGAAUCAGAUUUGAUUUACACUGAAACUCUCAUGGCUAGAGGAAAAGAAAAUUACAAGGAUAAAGAAAUUGUGAUAUUAGGUGGAGGAGAUGGCGCUUUACUGUAUGAAUUGUUGAAAGAGAAACCCAAGGAAGUUGUUAUGUUGGAGAUAGAUGAGAUGGUUAUGAAAGCGUGUGCAAAAUAUAUGCGUUCUAUUUGUGGCGACGUUCUAGAUAAGUACGAGGGACCAAAUUAUAAGAUAAUAGUUGGAGAUUGUAUGAAGUCCUUAGAGGAGUUCACUAAAGAAGGAAGAAAGUUUGACUAUAUUUUUGGGGACCUCACAGAUGUUCCUAUAUCUCAAAAGCAUUCAGGGCAGUUAUGGACCUUCUAUCAGAAGGUGCUCCAAAUGUGCUUCAAACUAUUACGUCCUGAUGGAAAGUUUAUGACACAUGUAAAUGGUAUAUGUUCAUCUGAAUCAGUCGAUAUGUUCAAGUCUCAGCUGGAUAAUAUUGAACCUCCUGUCAAGUUUACUACAUCCAGAGCAUUCGUACCGUCCUUCAUGGAGGACUGGAUUUUCUGUCAGGUAUUCUUUGAUGGAAACAAAAAGGAAUAGCGUACGCCUCUUAUUUUUGGCCUCUCCGAUUUAGAUUUUAGGUAGUAGUACAAGAAAAAUGUAAUACCGAGAGAUAUAUCUGUGAGCUUGUCCCUUUUUUAUAUCACAUUUACGUUUGUGUAAAAACUAAGCGGUUUUUUAAACACUCAGUUUUGCUAACUAUUACUUGGAAUAUUUUCUUUUGUUACCUGAUUUGUUGUUUUACUUGUAGUUGUUUAAAGUUUAAACCAAAUGAACAGUAAGAUAAACUUUUAUCUAUAUGAUAUGUACCAGUUUUUUAUGAAUGAAAUAGACGGUUACCAAAGCAAUUAUUAGUACUAGAUGAUGCUGUGCAUGAUACGAGUAUUUUCCGAUGCAGAUUAUAUUUUGAAUGUGUAAUUGUGUAGAAAAAAUAUAAACAGAAAUUCAAA
This is a messenger RNA of Acanthoscelides obtectus, 3101 nucleotides long. NCBI's taxonomy places the organism in Eukaryota, Metazoa, Arthropoda, Insecta, Coleoptera, Chrysomelidae. The record is from the annotation of a GenBank genome assembly.